Bacidia gigantensis is the source of this 882-nucleotide messenger RNA. RefSeq lists its product as uncharacterized. The transcript is spliced from 2 exons. NCBI's taxonomy places the organism in Eukaryota, Fungi, Ascomycota, Lecanoromycetes, Lecanorales, Ramalinaceae. Bases 1 to 882 code for a protein of 293 amino acids. The record is from RefSeq and is a predicted model, not a curated record.
AUGUUUCUCCACAGCCUGACCAAGCCCAGCUUCGCUACCAUUCUCACCGCGCUCUACACCUCCCUCGCCUCCGUUAUCCCACCACCCAUCCCCUCUAACCCUUCCAUCGUCUCAAAUCUCACAACCCCUCCCCUUCCCACCACCUCCAACUUUACCCUCGGAUGGAUCCCCGAAGAACUAACCGUAACCUGGGCACCCACCACCGGCCCCCUCGCCGGCGCAUUCACCGACCUCGACGCCUACGAAUCCACUAUCAGUUUCCUCUCUCAGGCCGUGCGACAACCCUUCGAUGAGGCAGUCCGACCCCAAACAUUCGGCAAAGACACCGUCGAAAUAUACGUCAGCGGGCUGCCCGCCGGCAGCAUGAUCCAGACGAAUUUUCUCUGCUGGGGCUUCAAUCAGGCAUUCUUCGCAAUCGGACAGAAUGAGAGGGGGUUCAUCGAGUUCAGGGAACCCUCACCGCGGACCUUGACGAGUGGGGAUGAAGGUGGGGACAAUAGCACGGUUACGUCGUCGUCGUCGGCCUUGACGUCGCGAUCCGACAACAAUUUAAUCUACGCUCACGUGUUCCUCGAACACCAGCCCCACCAUGAGCAUCGCCAAUACUACGUCCCGAUCAUAAGCGCGAUGGCUUGGAUCGCGACGGCGGGAAUUGAUAAAGAAAUCACAGACUAUACUGUGUUCCCAGCGUUCGGAGUAUUUCUCACUAUAGAAGCCAAUGCGUUGCAUGUGCGGUACCGUUACAUGAUAUUUUUGUUGACUUAUGUGGCGAUGAUUCCGACGAUGGGGACAGGCGCAAGCGUGCCACAGUGGAGGUCGGUCAACGCUUUCAUGUUUCAUGACACUCUGGAGCAGAAGGUUUUGACUGUUCGGCUAUUUUGA